This is a messenger RNA of Eubalaena glacialis (North Atlantic right whale), 3020 nucleotides long. RefSeq names its product glutamine rich 1 (gene QRICH1). Bases 161 to 2500 code for a protein of 779 amino acids. The transcript has 10 exons. The record is from RefSeq and is a predicted model, not a curated record. NCBI's taxonomy places the organism in Eukaryota, Metazoa, Chordata, Mammalia, Artiodactyla, Balaenidae.
AUGUAAGAUGGCGCCCAGGGAGCUGUGAGGGGAAAAUCCUGUCGGUCUUGGAGCGGCGACGGCAGAACCGGGGCCCCGAGCGGUGCGGCGGGGCCGGCGGGUAGAACGGCGGCGGCGGCGGCGGCGGCGACGUCGCCGGGAACCCUAAGGACUCUGCAAUAUGAAUAAUUCUCUGGAGAACACCAUCUCCUUUGAAGAGUACAUCAGAGUGAAGGCGCGGUCUGUCCCGCAACACAGGAUGAAGGAAUUUCUGGACUCGCUAGCCUCUAAGGGGCCAGAAGCCCUUCAGGAGUUCCAGCAGACGGCCACCACUACCAUGGUGUACCAACAGGGUGGGAACUGCAUUUACACAGACAGCACUGAAGUGGCCGGGUCUUUGCUUGAACUUGCCUGUCCAGUCACCGCCAGUGUUCAGCCACAAACCCAGCAAGAACAGCAGAUCCAGGUUCAACAGCCACAGCAGGUUCAGGUACAGGUGCAGGUACAGCAGUCUCCGCAGCAGGUCUCGGCUCAGCAGCUCUCCCCGCAGCUCACCGUUCACCAGCCUGCUGAGCAGCCCAUCCAUGUGCAGGUGCAGAUCCAAGGCCAAGCAGCACAGCCGACAGCCCCCUCCAUCCAGACCCCAUCUCUGCAGAGCCCCAGCCCUUCGCAGCUGCAGGCGGCCCAGAUCCAGGUGCAGCACAUGCAGGCGGCCCAGCAGAUCCAGGCUGCAGAGAUCCCAGAGGAGCACAUCCCACAUCAACAGAUCCAGGCUCAGCUGGUGGCUGGCCAGUCUCUUGCUGGGGGUCAGCAGAUCCAAAUCCAGACUGUGGGUGCCCUUUCCCCACCACCGUCCCAGCAGGGCUCACCUCGGGAAGGGGAGCGGCGGGUUGGCACGGCCAGUGUCCUCCAGCCAGUGAAGAAGCGCAAAGUGGACAUGCCCAUCACUGUGUCCUACGCCAUCUCAGGGCAGCCGGUGGCCACCGUGCUGGCCAUUCCACAGGGCCAGCAGCAGAGUUAUGUGUCUUUGAGGCCCGACUUACUAACAGUAGACAGUGCCCACCUGUACAGUGCCACUGGGACCAUUACUAGCCCUACAGGAGAAACUUGGACCAUACCUGUUUACUCUGCCCAGCCCCGGGGGGACCCUCAGCAGCAGAGCAUUACUCACAUUGCCAUUCCCCAGGAAGCCUACAACGCAGUUCACGUCAGUGGCUCACCCACAGCCCUGGCAGCUGUAAAGCUGGAGGAUGACAAGGAGAAGAUGGUGGGCACCACGUCUGUAGUGAAAAACUCCCAUGAAGAGGUAGUGCAGACCCUUGCAAACUCUCUCUUUCCAGCACAGUUCAUGAAUGGCAACAUCCACAUUCCAGUGGCUGUGCAGGCCGUGGCAGGCACAUACCAGAAUACAGCUCAGACUGUCCAUAUAUGGGACCCUCAGCAGCAGCCACAACAACAAACACCCCAGGAACAGACGCCACCGCCACCACAGCAGCAGCAGCAGCAGCAGCUCCAGGUUACUUGUUCAGCUCAAACUGUCCAAGUUGCUGAAGUUGAACCACAGUCACAGGCACAGCCUUCCCCAGAACUUCUGCUUCCAAAUUCUCUGAAGCCAGAAGAAGGGCUUGAAGUAUGGAAAAACUGGGCACAGACCAAGAACGCUGAGCUAGAGAAGGAUGCUCAGAACAGACUGGCACCCAUUGGGAGGCGUCAAUUGCUGCGAUUCCAGGAAGAUCUCAUCUCUUCUGCUGUGGCCGAGUUGAAUUAUGGGCUCUGUCUAAUGACACGGGAAGCUCGAAAUGGAGAAGGUGAACCCUAUGACCCAGAUGUGCUGUACUAUAUUUUCCUGUGUAUUCAAAAGUAUCUUUUUGAAAAUGGACGGGUUGAUGACAUUUUCUCCGAUCUUUAUUAUGUUCGAUUCACGGAGUGGCUGCAUGAAGUUCUGAAGGACGUUCAGCCCCGAGUCACUCCACUUGGCUAUGUCCUGCCCAGCCACGUGACUGAGGAGAUGCUGUGGGAGUGCAAGCAGCUCGGCGCUCACUCCCCUUCCACCCUGCUGACCACCCUCAUGUUCUUUAACACCAAAUACUUCCUGUUGAAGACAGUGGACCAGCACAUGAAGCUGGCCUUCUCCAAGGUCUUACGACAGACAAAGAAGAACCCCUCUAACCCUAAGGAUAAAAGCACGAGUAUUCGGUACCUGAAGGCACUUGGGAUACACCAGACUGGCCAGAAAGUUACAGAUGACAUGUAUGCAGAACAGACGGAAAAUCCAGAGAAUCCACUGAGAUGUCCUAUCAAGCUCUACGAUUUCUACCUCUUUAAAUGCCCCCAGAGUGUGAAAGGCCGGAAUGACACCUUUUACCUGACGCCCGAGCCGGUGGUGGCCCCCAACAGCCCAAUCUGGUACUCAGUCCAGCCUAUCAGCAGAGAGCAGAUGGGACAGAUGCUGACUCGGAUCCUGGUGAUAAGAGAAAUUCAGGAGGCCAUUGCGGUGGCCACCGCAAGCACCAUGCACUGAGAUCCCUCAGCCAUGGUGCAAGGGAGACCAUCCAGGAAAAAACGGACACUUUCACACUAAAGAAGAGGCCUCCAUUUUUUUCUUUUCUUUUUUUAUUGGUGUAGUUAUGAACCCUUUCAGACUGCUUCUAUUUCAAAUGUAAAAGGAAACUUUGCCCCCUGUGCAUCUUCAUAAAUCUGCUGUGGCAGACUUCUCAGCCCAUGGGGGGCUCUGGGUUUCCUGAGAGCCAGAUGUCCUAGACAGUUGCUGGCUGACUUUUUUUGUGUGGGGCCUGAGGAAAGGGCUUGGACUGUUAGGAGAAAUGUCGCCCCUUCCCUUCCUCCAGAAAGAUGGAAUUAAUGAUGGAUGGACCCUCCAGGGAAUCUCCCCAGCUGGCUUCCACUCUGACUGGCAGACUUUGCUGACCACAGGGGAGCCAUGGUCUUUUCUUUCUUCAUGCUCAGACAUAAACCUAGCAUCUUAAUGGAAGGAAAAUGAGGGGAACUUCAAUUAUGAUUUAUUAAAGACAAUUUCUAUUACA